UUGGGGUUUGACUUGGAAGAAAACAGGAACGGAAGGCAGAAUGAUCUGCUACUGUUUCUUUAACUCUCUCUCUCUCUUGUCUGAGAAAGGAAUCAACAGAACGAGAAAAGAAAGGCAAAGACACAAAAGAGACCGAAAACUAAUACUUCCCAUAGAAGAGAUUGUUAAUAUAUGGUAUAAACGUUACUUCACUCUUUCUCUCUCCAUCUCUCCUUUUACUCGGAUUCAAUCAAAUGAUUACUUGCUCAUUCCGAAGAAACCCACAUAGACCAUGUUGAGAAAUGAGGCUUAGAUUUAAGAAAUGGGGUGUGUACUUGGUAGAGAGGUAGCCUCUGGCAUAGUUUCAGAGUCUAAAGAGGUAAAGAACCUGAGAAUUGAAUCCAGAAGAAAAUUAGACAUUGUUUCAGUGACAAAGAGUGACACUAGUAGUAUUGUUGAGAUUCAAAAUGAGACUCAGAAGGAGGAGAAAGUGGAGAGGGAUCAAAAACCUAGAGGGGAGAGAAGAAGGUCUAGGCCAAACCCUAGGUUGAGUAAUCCACCCAAGCAUUUGCAGGGUGAGCAGGUGGCAGCUGGAUGGCCACUGUGGCUAUCAGCAGUCUGUGGGGAGGCACUCAAUGGAUGGAUUCCCCGGCAGGCAGACACAUUUGAGAAGAUAGAUAAGAUUGGAUCUGGAACAUAUAGCAAUGUGUACAAAGCUAGAGAUCUAUUAACGGGUAAAAUUGUUGCCCUAAAGAAGGUCCGAUUUGAUAAUUUGGAAUCUGAAAGCGUGAAGUUCAUGGCUAGAGAGAUCCUCAUUCUCCGGAGAUUGGAUCAUCUUAAUGUUGUAAAGUUGGAGGGUUUAGUUACAUCCAGGAUGUCAUGCAGUUUGUACCUGGUAUUUGAGUACAUGGAGCAUGAUCUAGCUGGACUUGCUGCUAACCCAGGAGUAAAGUUCACAGAGCCACAGGUUAAAUGUUUCAUGCGUCAACUAUUGUCUGGACUUGAGCACUGCCACAACCGUGGUGUUCUUCAUCGUGACAUCAAAGGAUCAAAUCUUCUUAUUGACAAUGAAGGGAUACUUCGAAUUGCUGAUUUUGGAUUGGCAUCUUUCUUUGAUCCCAAUAACAAGCAUCCAAUGACUAGUCGGGUGGUUACACUUUGGUAUAGAGCUCCUGAGCUUCUUCUUGGGGCUACUGAUUAUGGCGUGGGUGUGGAUCUCUGGAGUGCAGGUUGUAUACUAGCUGAGUUAUUAGCCAGAAAGCCAAUAAUGCCAGGUCGUACUGAGGUAGAGCAACUACAUAAGAUAUACAAGUUAUGUGGUUCACCUUCAGAUGAGUACUGGAAGAAGUCAAAAUUGCCUAAUGCAACUUUAUUUAGACCUCGGGAGCCUUACAAAAGAUGCAUAAGAGAAACAUUUAAAGAUUUUCCACCAUCGUCACUUCCCCUCAUAGAAACUCUUCUUGCAAUUGAUCCAGCUGAACGUCAGACAGCCACAGCUGCUCUUAGAAGUGAAUUCUUCAUAACAGAGCCUUAUGCCUGUGAACCUUCUAGUCUCCCAAAAUAUCCCCCAAGUAAGGAGAUGGAUGCUAAACGACGAGAUGAUGAAGCUCGAAGAUUAAGAGCCGCUGCAAAAGCCCAGGGUGAUAACGCAAAGAAACAGCGGACACGUGAACGUGUUGCUAGGGCAAUGCCUGCCCCGGAAGCCAAUGCAGAGCUGCAACCUAAUAUUGAUAAAAGACGGCUGAUUAACCAUGCAAAUGCAAAGUGCAAGAGUGAAAAGUUUCCUCCACCUCACCAGGAUGGGGCACUUGGCUAUCCUUUAGGAUCAUCACAGCAUAUUGAUCCUGCAUUUGUUCCUACCGAUGUACGCUAUAGCUCUACUUCAUUCACCUACUCAAAAGAGCCAGUGCAAACUUGGUCAGGUCCAUUGGUUGACCCAGGUGCUCCUAGACGAAAGAAGAAUGCUACAGGUGAUACAAGAGAAUCAUCAAAAACUUCAUCAGGGACCCAAAGAGAUAAAACCAGCUACGCUCGGUUUAAGGGAAAGAGAAGCAUGGCUUGAACUUUCAGGGCAUACAUACUUUGACAAACUAGGUUUGUGAAACUGGCGAUUGCCUAUACAGCAGAAGACACACUGCUAUUUUAUGCAAGUGCUUGACUUCUUCACACACAUGAAAGAUGUAUAAUUGUUUUGGUUAAAAAUGUACUUGGGUUGAACUCAAAUUUUCUAUAAGUUUGUUCCCAUUUUCAUCAUAGAAAAUUUUUCAGUUCUUUCUA
Molecule: messenger RNA, 2256 nt
Organism: Hevea brasiliensis (rubber tree)
Lineage: Eukaryota; Viridiplantae; Streptophyta; Magnoliopsida; Malpighiales; Euphorbiaceae
Product: probable serine/threonine-protein kinase At1g54610
Exons: 8
Coding region: 302-2041 (579 amino acids)
Biological process (GO): protein phosphorylation; positive regulation of transcription elongation by RNA polymerase II
Cellular component (GO): nucleus; cyclin-dependent protein kinase holoenzyme complex
Molecular function (GO): RNA polymerase II CTD heptapeptide repeat kinase activity; ATP binding; cyclin-dependent protein serine/threonine kinase activity
Source: RefSeq, a predicted model, not a curated record